UAUGAGCAGCUGACUUGGCUGUUGCCUUCUAUAUUUGUCACAAGUUACAUUUUGCUUCUCCUGUUUGGUGUGGCAAACCCAACCUCUUUACCAGACAACACAGGGCACUGAAAUUACCAUUUCCGCGGACUGAAAGCCUUUAUAAACCUCCAGUGUACAGGCUUUAGGCCCUUCCCUUCUCAACAUGGAUGUGUAUGGAGGAGAGCUGGAUGUCAUCUCAGAGGAGAUGACAGUGAGUGAUGAUGAAGAGCAUGUUGUUGAGGAUCACUCCACUGCAUUCAUGAACAAGUACAUGGAGAAUCUGCCAACCGCUGCAGCAGGGCCACAGGCCACAGCCGCUCAGGUCUCAUCCUUCCAGAGGUUUUCUGUGGAUACAAAUGAAUCUCUACAUUUUGAACCUGCCAUGCCAGAAGGAGAUGGGAACGGGCUCGCACAGGGCGGCGAUGACGUGUUUCUGACAGACGAUCAAGACGAAUCAAAAGAAUUGAUGGAGGGGCGCACGGCUCAAACUGACAGCGACCCUCCUGACGCCUACUGCACCGUCUGUCAGACGCCUACACAUGCAUUCAAGACGCCUACAGGGCUCCACAGGAACCACAGGGUUAUCUUACUGAAAAAGGCAGCUCAGGAAAUCAAGAAUGACAUCAACAAAACAAGAGGCAAGUUGGAGGAAAGGAUUACACAGAUGGAGAAUUUUGUGGGCAACCUUGAAGAGAUAUUCAUCACGGUGGAGGAGAACUUUGGGCGUCAGGAACAGAACCUGGAGCAGCACUACAACGACGUGCUUCAGACACUGGCGCACCGGUACGACGAGCGGGCCUCAGCCCAGGAGGACGAGAAGAAACACAAGCUGGAGUCCCUUUACAACCAGCUCAUCAGCUGCGGCAAGAUGAUGGACGACUCCAAAGAGCUGAUCGAACGAGCCCAGGCCCUCCACAGAAACGAAAACAAAUACGCAUUCCUUCAGAGGGUAAUGCCCAUUAUGAAGCAAAUCGAGGGGGUUGCCAAAGAGGAGCUGGAUCUAAAGAUUGCCACCAACUUGGAGUUUGACGUCUCAACAGCUGAUCUGUCCGAUGUGAAACAAAUGAUGGACUCCAUCAAUGCUGUCCCAGCUCCCUCAGCACCAGUCAUGAACCCUCAGAUCCCCAACUCUGCCACCUACACCUCUCUGAGGGUCUGCUGGAGCCUGUUCUCAGACGACACGGUGGAGUACUAUGAGCUCUACAGCAGGCCUAUCUUUGAGGACAUCACCGUGGAGGCUGACCUGGAAGCCACCAAGGUGAGGGUGAAGGAGACUCACUACACCGUGACUAACCUGCUGCCCAAUGCGCAGUAUGAGUUUUGGGUCACCGCGACAAACACCACAGGCAUCAGCCCCACCAGUGAGAAAGCGGUCUACAUGACGGUCCCAUCCCCUCCUGUCAUCAAGCCACGCGAGUGCACAAGUUGUCCAGAGGCGGCGCUCAUUCGCUGGGAAUCAGGCAACACCAACCCUGUGGACUCAUACACUCUGGAGCUGAUAGAGAUGGGAGCCGAGUCCAGUACAAGCACUGUGACUGAGUCUAUUGUGGCCAUCCCUACUUGUGAGUGCCUGGUUCAACUGCAGCCGGGGAAGCAUUAUCUGAUUUAUGUACGAGCUGUGAACAUCGGAGGUCCCAGUGAGAGAAGCGAGUCAUUUACUGUGUCCACAACAGGUACACUGUUUCAUCUUAUGGAGGACACAGCACAUCCAUGUUUGAGUGUUUCUGAGGAUGGAUUCACAAUGUUUUACUCUGAAGAGGAACUGCCUUUGAGUGAAAUGAUCUUUGGUGACAACACAUUUGCAAGGUGUGUGGCAGUGCUGGGGGACUUGAUCCCAGUUCGCACGAAGCACUACUGGGAGGUGGAGGUGGACCCUCACACCGAGUACCGCAUAGGGGUGGCCUACGAGGACACGCAGAGGAACGCCUACCUUGGAGGAAACAACAGCUCCUGGUGCAUGAGGCACGUCCUCACCCCGGUCCGGCAUAAGUACGAGUUUCUCCACAACGGCUGGUCCCCGGACAUCAGGAUCACCAGCCACCCCUUGAGGAUCGGCAUGGCUCUGGACUACGACAGGGGAACGCUGUCCUUCUUCAACGCGGACCUGGGGCAGCACCUCUUCACCUUCGAGUGCCAGUUCCUGCACUACGUUCACCCCUGCUUCGCCCUCGACAACCCGGGAGCACUCGCACUUAGAAUGGGCAUCCCUUCUCCUCAUUACAUUAAGCUGAUCUGACCACCACACAACCACUUCUACAGACAUUUUACAAAUGUUACCAAAAUAAAUUGCCAAAUAAUAAUUGAUUAUAGAC
This is a messenger RNA of Engraulis encrasicolus (European anchovy), 2333 nucleotides long. RefSeq names its product fibronectin type III and SPRY domain-containing protein 2. NCBI's taxonomy places the organism in Eukaryota, Metazoa, Chordata, Actinopteri, Clupeiformes, Engraulidae. The record is from RefSeq and is a predicted model, not a curated record. Gene Ontology annotation, molecular function: protein binding. Bases 185 to 2257 code for a protein of 690 amino acids. The transcript has 13 exons.